GGGCGCCGAUGGCAUCGAGUCGUUCCUACUUACUCCGUACCAAUUGGAUAGUUUUGUCAGUAUUCAACACAUGUAAGUAUGUUACUCACUGUUGAAGGCACGUACUGUAUGUACAAGAUAAGGCAGAUAGCCCAAUUGAUGCCCUUAAUACAAUGCUCAUUCAUCGUGUCUCCUCGAGCAAGUGACAUAAACUCGCCAUUACCGUCGAGCCUCCGGGCAUUGCCGUUCCCUCGCAGCUCACAAUCCAUGUUCUCAACUUUUUAGCUGGUUAGGAUUGCUCUUUCCAGCGACAUAGCGGAUUUUUUCCCGCUCAGAAACCCAAGUCGCUAGCCUCCGUAACGUUAAAUCUCUC
Molecule: messenger RNA, 352 nt
Organism: Canariomyces notabilis
Lineage: Eukaryota; Fungi; Ascomycota; Sordariomycetes; Sordariales; Chaetomiaceae
Exons: 2
Coding region: 79-264 (61 amino acids)
Source: RefSeq, a predicted model, not a curated record